AUGUAAUUCAAGUUCAGUUUAUUUUUGCUACUUCAUUUCUUUGCUAAUAGCAUUAAUGCUCUUAGUAAAUGCUUAUGUACUGUAGAUUCUUCUUCUUUUCCAGGUUCUAAUACUACUCCACCUGCAUCACUUGUUUUAUCCUCUGAUAGCGAAAUUGUUGAUAAUAUAGAUGUAGGAAAACUUAUUGCUGUAGGCUCUAUUCAAGUACUCAAGUAAAUUUUCUAAGUUUAAAAGCAUUCUAAUGCUGAACUUGGUAACAAUUGUCCUUCUGGAUAUAUUCCUCUUACUAAAGAUGAUAUUACUACCAUAAUAGGAAGAUCUGAUGUAAACUCUUUAGUUGGACCAACAUACUUAAAUCUUGAUUUCACAAAAAACGUUUAUUAUACUUCUACUAAGGUAAACGCAACAGCAACAAAUGGUGGUGAUAAUCAAUCAUAUGAAUACUUUACUUUUUCUUUAGAUAAAAAUAAUAACUUUACUAUUGAUAGAUCAAACACAUUCUGGGAAUCUAAAGUAAGAUCUACAAUUUGUAAAAGAAGCUUUUAAUCAUUUACUGUUUCUCUAAAUGGCUAUGAAGGUUUCGAUUUAGAAAAAGGGAAAUCUUACUAAAUGCAAAUUACUAAUAAAAAUGUUUAGUAAUAUUACAUUUAUGAUAAUAGCGGAAAUAAAUUUACCUCUUAAACUUUCACUUAUACUCAUAAUGGAGAUCCUUUAUGGGGAUGCGCUACACUUAACUUCAAGCUAUAGCUCUUUGGAGGAGUUAUAGUUGGUGAUUGCCUUGCAAUUUGGACUUAAAAUUAGAUUGCUUUUAACGCUGAUUCUAGCAGCUUUAAUAUGAAUUCUAUCAAAACGGCUGUCUUGUAAGGAGUUAAAGCAAAUGCAAAUACUAAAUUCUUUUUCAGUCCUGGCUCAUCACCCAUAGCUCCAAUUAUAGGAGACUCAAGUUCAUUUUAUGUCUAUUACUCAGUUUAGACUUCAAACUAGCUGAUGGUUUAGAAAGUUUCAAGUACAGGUACUCCGAUUGGAGCUGCUAUUGACACUUAAUAGGUUGGUUAACCUUUCGAUAUUGCCUCUACCGGAUUUGGUUUUGUAGUAAUGGCAGCAGAUUCUACUUAAAGAGCUUUCAUAUAGGCUAUAAACAAAGAUGGAUCUUAGAGAUGGUUAAGAAUACUUAUUAACAAUGGAUUGAAACCAAAUAACCCAAAAGAUUAGAUUAAAUUUUUCACCAAUGAAAAAUGUGAUUUACCAUUUGGAAUGGAUUGCAUGUAUAACCCUCAUAAUGGUAGACUUAACUAUGCUAGAGGAAAGAUUUAAGCAAUUUGGGCACAUUAUAAUCACUUUGGAUUUAAAGAUGACGGAAGCAAAGAUGAUCACACAGCAGAUACAAUGAUCAGCUUAGAUGCUGAUACAGGCUAUAAUUAGACUAUCUUUUGGAGCUGGGGAACUUCUCACUCUUUGCAUUAAAAUUUGCACUAUGAUGGAUAGAAUUUAUAUGUUGCUUCUCUUGGAGAUGCUUACCCUAUGAAUAUUAACUUUUAGGUUUGUAAUAUAGAUACUUAUCAAUGUAAAAGUAAUAGCGCCAUAGUUUAAGGAGAUAUACCUGGUAAUGGUGGCGGUUGCGCAUCAGGUAGAAUUGGUGGUUUCUUUAGCAUGAUAGGAAACAGAAAUCAAAAGCUAUUCAUUUAUUAGAGAAAGGCAAGCAAGGGAGAACAUGACGGAGCUGUCUCAACAAAUACAGUAAAUGAACUUGCUGUACUUAAGUUUGAUUCCUAGUUGAAAUAUAUUUCAACUACAACUCUUUUGAGUGGUGAUGUAGCUUCUAGAGUAAAUAGCAUAAAAUCAAUACCCUAUGGUAAAAAUAUUUUACUUGCUUACACAGUUAUUCCUUCUCCUGAUGUUCAAAAUUUCAACCGCUAAUACAGCGAUAACAAAGUAGACGAAGCUUAUAUUGCUUUAUUAAGUGGAGUUGAUGGAUCAUUUUUAGUAAAACCAACCUAAUUAUCUACCUUCCAAAUAAAUUCUAAUGAUGAUUGGAGGAUACUAGAAAAUGGAAGCAUCGCUUAUACAUAUAUAGACAACAGUAACAAUUUAAAUAUUUACUAUACACCUUCACUUACAAUUCCUAGUUAUCCAAAUCCUAUUCUACCAUAUGAUAGCACAUAUGGAUUUGGUAACUUUACAAAUAUCUAAUUGAAAGUCCCUGUAAAUAACUAUAACAAUGUUUGUGUUAAGUAAGGUGAUUCAAAUUGGAGUAUCGUAGACUAUAGCAAAACCAUAUCAAGCGUAGCAAUUGUAUCAAGUAGUAAUAAUCCAUCAAAUGGUAAUAAUCCCUAAAAUGGCAAUAAUCCCUCAAACGGAAAUAAUCCCUCAAACGGCAAUAAUCCCUCAAACGGCAAUAAUCCCUCAAACGGCAAUAAUCCAUGUGUUCCUGGUAAUAACUAAACUAAUGAUUGUAUCACUUCAUUUAAAAAUAUCAUCAAUAACUUGUGUAUAUUUUUAAUAAUGACAACAUUCCUUUUCUGA
This is a messenger RNA of Tetrahymena thermophila SB210, 2523 nucleotides long. RefSeq lists its product as hypothetical. The transcript has a single exon. The record is from RefSeq and is a predicted model, not a curated record. Lineage: Eukaryota; Ciliophora; Oligohymenophorea; Hymenostomatida; Tetrahymenidae.